Molecule: messenger RNA, 1023 nt
Organism: Oreochromis niloticus (Nile tilapia)
Lineage: Eukaryota; Metazoa; Chordata; Actinopteri; Cichliformes; Cichlidae
Product: myelin-associated glycoprotein-like
Exons: 5
Coding region: 25-1023 (332 amino acids)
Source: RefSeq, a predicted model, not a curated record
UAGAUGUGGAAAUAAGAAGAAGCGAUGGAUGUUUGGCAGUGGCUUUUGUUUUUCAUAUGCAUUUGUGUCAAAGUUACUCAAACAGAAGCGUCAUCUUGGACUAUUGAUGUCCCAUCCUCAGUAAAAGGUCUCCUUGGCUCAUGUGUGGUGAUCCCUUGCUCUUAUAACUACCCAAAUGCAAAGGUCCAAACAUUCACAGGGAUUUGGACCAAUGAUGGGAAUCAAGUCAUCUAUCAUCCAACUGAGUCUAAAAUGCUGGAGCAAUAUAGGAGACGAACAAAACUUCUUGGAGACAUCAGCAAGAGUAACUGUUCUCUGAUGAUUGAAAAUCUUCAACAAAACGAUGGAGGGCCUUUUCACUUCAGGAUUGAACUUGGAGGCUACAACAGUUUUUCCUACUUAAAUAAGAAAGUCUCCAUUUUAAUGAUUCGUGAACCAAAUGCCAUUGAUUUUUCUGCGCAUGAGGACAUAAAGGAGGGUCAACCUGUGUCUGCAUCCUGCUCUGUGUUUCACUCCUGCCCCACAUAUCCACCAGCUUUUCACUGGAGUCACUCUGGAGAGCAGCAUUUUCAAGCACAAAAGCUUCAUGAUGGCCAGUGGAAGGCAACAUCAAUUUUAACGUUUCGCUCAAACCGCACUGAUCACAACAAACUGUUACAAUGCAGAGUUACAUACCAUGGAGGAAAGCACCAAGAAACAUCCAAGACCCUUAAAGUAAAAUGUUAUGGGCCCAGGAAAAUAUUGAAGCUACGCCAGGGGAAAGUUUACCACCAGAAAAGUCGCAAAGUACAGCGUGUUCGGAGACAACAACGGAAUGAUGAAGCGUGCACAGCCUCGGAGGAGGGCGGCAACGCAGAGAGCACCUAUGUCUUCUGGAUGAGCGAUGACUAUGCGGAACCUCAAAAGCCACAGGACAUCAGGACCAAAGGCCUGAUGGUGGAUACUGGUGCAACAUCACACAGCCUGAAUGAUAAAACAGCGUUCAAGAAAUCUAAUGACGACUUCCAGCCGGGAACACACUGA